AUUAAAGCCCAUCACCAAACUCUCACGUUCUCUCUUCACCCCUCCCUUCCAUAUUUAUUUGGCUAGCUUAAACCCCCUUAAACCCCAACUUCAAUUCUCACCUCCAUCCUCACGAACUAGUACUGGUCAAAAUUCAAGGGGCAAUGGCACUUACGUGCACCGCUGCUUCGUGGUUUUUGUUUCCUCUGUUUGUGGCACUGGCGGGUGGCACCGCCGGCGGGAGUAAAGUUCCGGCGGUCAUCGUUUUCGGAGACUCGUCGGUGGAUGCCGGGAACAACAACCAGAUUUCAACCGUUUUGAAGAGCAAUUUCAAGCCCUAUGGCAGGGAUUUCCCCGGCGGUCGGCCGACCGGGCGGUUCUCCAACGGUCGGAUCCCUUCCGACUUCAUCUCGCAGGCUUUUGGUCUCAAGCCGACGGUGCCGGCCUAUUUGGAUCCCGCCUACAACAUAUCAGAUUUCGCUACCGGAGUUUGCUUUGCCUCUGCCGGGAGUGGCUAUGACAAUGCUACUUCUGAUGUGCUCUCAGUGAUACCUCUAUGGAGGCAACUGCAGUACUACGAGGAGUAUCAGAAGAAACUGAGAGCCUAUCUCGGAAACGACAAGGCCAAUGAAAUAUUCGGCGACUCCUUGUAUCUGAUGAGCAUGGGGACAAACGACUUUCUGGAGAACUACUACUCAUUCUCCGGCCGGCAAUCCCAGCUCCCCGUCGGCCGGUACGAGGAUUUCCUGGCCGGAAUCGCCGGAAACUUCAUAAGGGAGCUUUACGUGCGUGGAGCACGGAAGGUGUCGCUGGGAGGGGUUCCUCCCAUGGGGUGCUUGCCGCUGGAGAGAAUCACCAACAUCAUGACCGGACGGCAGUGCGUGGACGAGUACAACAAGGUGACCGUGGAGUUUAACGGGAAGCUGAAGGGUUUAGUGGGGAAGCUGAACGGGGAGCUGCCUGGCAUGAAAGUGGUGCUGUCCAACACCUACGACAUUUUCAUGCAGAUCAUAAGGAAGCCCUCCUUAUAUGGUUUUGACGUGGUUGAAACAGCAUGUUGCGCAACUGGGAUGUUCGAGAUGGGUUAUAUGUGCGAUCGGUUGAAUCCCUUCACCUGCACAGAUGCAAGCAAAUAUGUGUUUUGGGAUUCUUUCCACCCUACGGAGAAGACAAGUCUUAUCAUCGCAAAUCAUCUUGUGAAGACUGCUUUGGCAUCCUUCUUACCAUGAUUGCCUAUUUUAUAUAUAUAUAUAUAUAUUAUCAUCAUUAUCAUCCAUGCAUGUCGAUUUGUAUCGAUGUAUACCAUUAUCCAAUUAUAUCUACUUAAUUACAAUAAAUAUAAAGAAGGGUUUCAUGAUUAGGUA
Molecule: messenger RNA, 1343 nt
Organism: Malania oleifera
Lineage: Eukaryota; Viridiplantae; Streptophyta; Magnoliopsida; Santalales; Ximeniaceae
Product: GDSL esterase/lipase At2g04570-like
Exons: 3
Coding region: 144-1208 (354 amino acids)
Molecular function (GO): hydrolase activity, acting on ester bonds
Source: RefSeq, a predicted model, not a curated record